GAAAGAGCUGCUGUGUUGAGGCCGAAAACUCAGACACAAGCAGGACCCCUGGACGAUACUAGAGUACCUCCGUGGAAGGAAUAUACUUUACUGGACGCUGGGAAGGCAUUUUAACUCGCCGAGCUUCAGCGGAGCACUGACCGAGUCUCCCUGCUCCUGCUGUCGAGGCCGCCGCGAUUCUGUUUCUCCCGUCCGACUGUGUGUCGUUGCCUGCUGGUCACAGUAAUCCAGACCCGUUGCUAUUAAUGAGAUUGAGAGGAGACCAACCUGUCUGAGAUUUAAGUCUCUAUCCAGCCCGGAGGAAACAUAACGGCUCAGCUGUUGCUGCUGGUAGCUGGGGCUAACAGCUGAGGCUGCCGGACCGGAUAAACAUCCCGAUAAAGCUCCAACUACAUGGAACAAAUCAGCUGCGGACCACCGUCUCAUUUUGCGCAGGGAGAGCUGCUAUGACUGAUCUAUAGACAACAGUUUUUUUAAGCAUCAUCGUGGGCUGUUAAUGGGGAUAUAUAUUUGACUAAGGCAUCCUAAAAGCAGCAGUUUGAAGCCUCAGUGCCAUGAAUCAGCCUGGACAACAGCUGUUACCCACAUAGAGGUCACUUUACCUCUCUUUCCAUUACUUCAGUCAAGAGGAUGCUGGGAAUUUGUCGUGGGCGCAGGAAGUUCCUGGCUGCCUCUCUCGCUUUGCUCUUCAUCCCAGCACUCACCUGGCUUUACCUGUCAGUUGGAAGCUUUCAAGUGAAGCCCCUCCCCCUGUCUCCAUUGGAAGUUCAAUCAUCAACGCCAGCGGGCGCAGCUGGCGAGCGGCAGGCCUUAGAGCUACGAGUCCGGGCAGUGGAGGAAGAGAACCGGGCACUGCGCCGUGAGCUGAGCCGGCCACCCAGGAGCCCAUCUGCACGCCUUCCAAACACUGGUCACCGUGGCAACCAAAGCCGAACCCAUUCAGAGGAAGGCACCGGCGACAAUGAGGGCCAGAAAGCUGCUGCAGUGGGAAACAGCUCAGACUGUGUGCAGUUACCAGUGGUGGAUAAGUGUGAGACCAUCCACGUGGCGAUCGUUUGUGCAGGUUACAACGCCAGUCGAGACGUGGUGACACUGGUUAAAUCUGUCCUUUUCCACAGGCGGAACCCACUACAUUUCCAUUUUAUCACAGACUCCAUUGCUCAGCAGAUCCUGUCCUCUCUGUUCCAUACCUGGAUGGUCCCUGCUGUCAAGGUUGACUUCUAUGAUGCAGAUGAGUUGAAGUCUGAGGUGUCAUGGAUCCCCAACAAACAUUACUCUGGAAUCUACGGACUGAUGAAACUGGUACUCACUAAGACGCUACCGUCCGACCUGCAGAGAGUUAUCGUCCUGGACACAGACAUCACAUUUGCCACUGACAUCGCUGAACUCUGGGCUGUCUUCCACAAGUUCAAAGGUCAGCAGGUUCUUGGUCUGGUGGAGAACCAGAGUGACUGGUACCUGGGGAACCUGUGGAAGAACCAUCGACCCUGGCCGGCUCUGAGCAGAGGCUUCAACACUGGGGUGAUUUUGCUUCUCCUGGAUCGUCUGCGAAAGCUGAGAUGGGAGCAGAUGUGGAGGCUGACUGCAGAGAGAGAACUAAUGAGCAUGCUGUCCACCUCCCUAGCAGACCAGGACAUCUUCAAUGCUGUGAUCAAACAGAACCCUUUCCUGGUUCACCAGCUGCCCUGCUUCUGGAACGUCCAGCUGUCCGACCACACCCGCUCUGAGAAAUGCUACAAAGACGUGUCAGACCUCAAGGUAAUCCACUGGAAUUCUCCCAAGAAGCUGCGAGUAAAGAACAAGCAUGUGGAGUUUUUUCGGAAUCUCUAUCUUACCUUUCUGGAGUACGAUGGCAACCUGCUGCGACGAGAGCUGUUUGGAUGUCCCAGCGAGGCUGACCACAACAGUGAGAACCUUCAGAAGACUCUGUCAGAGCUGGAUGAAGAUGAUCCUUGCUACGAGUUCCGUCGAGAACGAUUCACCGUCCACCGAACACACCUCUACUUCCUCCACUAUGAGUAUGAGCCCAGCUCUGACAACACUGACGUCACUCUAGUUGCCCAACUCUCUAUGGACAGGCUCCAGAUGUUGGAGGCUAUAUGUAAACACUGGGAAGGUCCAAUCAGCCUGGCCCUGUAUCUGUCCGACGCUGAAGCCCAGCAGUUUCUGCGCUAUGCUCAGGGCUCCGAGGUGCUGAUGAGCCGCGGGAACGUCGGUUACCACAUCGUCUACAAAGAGGGACAGUUCUACCCAGUCAACCUGCUGCGUAAUGUGGCCAUGCGGCAGGUCAACACACCUUACAUGUUCCUAUCAGACAUCGACUUCCUGCCCAUGUAUGGCCUGUAUGAGUACCUCAGGAAGUCAGUGGUGCAGCUGGACAUGGCCAACGCCAAGAAAGCUUUGGUAGUACCAGCCUUUGAGACGCUGAGAUAUCGUCUUUCGUACCCAAAGUCCAAGGCUGAGCUGCUCUCUCAGCUGGACAUGGGCACACUCUUCACCUUCAGGUACCAUGUGUGGACUAAAGGCCACGCACCAACUAACUUUGCCAAAUGGCGGACCGCCACCACGCCCUACAAGGUGCAGUGGGAAGCCGACUUCGAGCCCUAUGUCAUGGUGAGGAGGGACAGUCCUGAGUAUGACCGCCGCUUUGUGGGCUUUGGCUGGAACAAGGUGGCUCACAUCAUGGAGCUGGAUGCACAGGAGUAUGAGUUUGUGGUUCUGCCCAACGCUUACAUGAUCCACAUGCCUCAUGCGCCCAGCUUCGACAUCACCAAGUUCCGCUCCAACAAGCAGUACCGGGUCUGCCUCAAGACCCUGAAGGAGGAGUUCCAGCAGAACAUGUCGCGGCGCUACGGCUUUGCCGCCCUAAAAUACAUGACGGCUGAGAACAACAGCUAGCCACCACUGCAGACCCUCACACCCCCGGCCCUGAACUACUGACACACUGCAUGGGCUGGGCUGGGCUGGGGUGGGAGGAGG
Molecule: messenger RNA, 2979 nt
Organism: Perca flavescens (yellow perch)
Lineage: Eukaryota; Metazoa; Chordata; Actinopteri; Perciformes; Percidae
Gene: large1
Product: LARGE xylosyl- and glucuronyltransferase 1
Exons: 15
Coding region: 631-2898 (755 amino acids)
Biological process (GO): protein O-linked glycosylation via mannose
Cellular component (GO): Golgi apparatus
Molecular function (GO): xylosyltransferase activity; glucuronosyltransferase activity
Source: RefSeq, a predicted model, not a curated record